UUUAACAGUUGAUUAACCGUGGCACUUCUCGUUCGCUUGACUGGCCGUAAUUUGCAAGAAAUAAUAGGACCGAAGUAGAAACAGUCGCUUUCAAGACACACCAACAACGACGACUAAAAGACACGACGGUGGUGGGAAAUUGCUGUAUAUAAAUAUUGUUUCAAAACCAAAAUUGCAUCAAUUCUAUAUUUUCGUAUUCCCGAAACCUCACGUUCCAAAAUGCUUCGGAGAAGCAUUUUGCUUCAGGUAUGCCUUCUUUCUGUGAUCGUAACAAGUCGUUGUCAAGAACAAAAUUCGGAACAGAAUGCCGAAAAUGAAGAAAUCUUUGGGUACGUUGAUAAUAGCGAUCACUCCAGAAUCCGAUCGUUGGACGGCGACGACGACGACAGUCCAGCCAAAAAUUCACCCAUCGAUUACUCUGGAUACUUUGCAAGUGGCGGAUCGUUCGGAGCCUCCGAUAAAGGCAACCUAAAUGUCCCACUUCCGAAAGCUCUAGCUCCCAGCUAUGCCUUUGGGCAAGCGUCUGAAGCCAAAGACUUGUUGUCUGAAGCUCCUUACAAAGCUCUCGACGAGCAAUCCGACGACGAAGACAAAGCGUUCACAAAAGAAGAUAUAAUAGACAAAGAAGCUGUAAAACUCGACGAUACUCCAUACGACUACAAAUCCUCUUCCCUAACAAACCUUCCGUCAUUCGACACCUCCAUUUCCAACAAAGAGGCCGUUCCUUCUGGCAAACUCAGCUACUCUCCCCUCGGAGCUUCGGACUACUCCUCCUUCGACGAUUUCAAUUAUCAACCGUCUUCGUCGUCCUAUAAUCCUUCACCAUCUUCGUACAUUCCUUCCCGCUAUUUCGGCUACAUUCCAAAAUCAGCGCAUGACGAGGCUCACGCGAGCGAAACCCAACCCCAGAAGGAAUCCCGCGACGGUUGCGUAGAUGUGGACAAAAAAAUCGACGACAGAAUGAUGAGAUGCAGCGUGUGCACCGACGCCAAAGGAGGCCAAAGUGAAAACUGCGCUUACGCAGCACAGCCAAAGACUUACUACAACGAAAAGCAUUACUCGUCCAAGGCGCCCGAAAACAUUCGUCAAAAGAGAAGUCGCAAGAGCGUAAUCGAAGAUCCUUACGAAUACAUAAGAUCGCGAAACGCUUACAAGUCCAGACCUAAAGAAUUCGACUACAGCUACUAUAAUUCCAAAGAGGACGAAGAAGAAUCCAAAGAAUCCAAAGACUCUUACAACUACGACUUCAAUCCAAACGACUACGUCUUCGAAAAGAGCACGUCGGAAAAAGAGGGCGAAAAAAUGGUCAAAGAGGGCAAAAACUGUCAACAAUCAACCAAAGAUGGUAUGACGUGCACGGUAUGCGUCAACCCAGAAGGAGGCAACUUUGAACAAUGCUCGUACGCCGUGGAACCGAAAGAAAAAAAAUACGCUUACGUGAAAGAAAGCAAAUUCGACGGCAACGGAAAACCUGUGGUCAAAGAACGACUGGCAACAACGGACGGACAGAAUCCCCACACCCAAGCAGCCACCAAACAAAUUGUAACGAAUCAACCAGCACCAACUGAACAACAAAAACCUGCACAAACGGCAAGUGCCGGUUUUCAAAUGAGAAACGUUCCGUCCCCGUUCGUGAAACAACAACCCCAACCAGCCGCAGCAGCUCCCCAGCCAGCCCUCCUCCUCCGUUCCGCUCCGGCAUCUCCAACCAUUGCUGGAGCUGCAACUGCACCAGUGCCCAGCAUGGUUGCAAUGGCCAGCGAUCCAGAUGCUGAAUCCAUCAUAGACCAAGAACACAAAGCCUUGGUAGGCAGAGGUAAAGGCAAAGACUUCGACGACACCAAAGACGAGCAUCCGUACGAAGCCUACGAAUCUGCAACGGACGAAGAGGCAGUGAGUGCUGAAGAACUUGAUGACGAAGACGUCAGUACAGCUGUCAGUAAGGAAAAAACCAGGUCGGACGAUGAUGAGUACCACUUCAAUUUCGGAGAUGUUUACAAACCAGACGCCCAAACGAUCGAGAAAAGCGUUGCCCCGGCCAAAGGUCAGCCAGGAGAUUAUUUCCACACGGACGAAUCGAAAAAGGACGUUGAAAAGGUGUUUGCAGAAUUCAUCAAGAAAGAUCGCUCCAAUUGCAAGCAAGUGGCCAAAAAGGGUAUGACCUGCUACCUCUGUUUAGACAGCAAGGGCAUACAGAACGAAGAAUGCAUGUACGUUUCGGAAUCCCAACCAAAGAACACCCUCAUGGCUUACCACGAAAUGCAGCACACCAACCAGAAACCGGGUGUGGUCCCAGCUCCGACUGUAGAAUCCAAAGCAGAAGUACAAAUGAUGCCUCAGUCCACUGCUGCAACCGCUGUCCAGCAACAGCAGCAACAACCCCAAGCAGCAGCAUCCAGCUUAGUGGAAACUGUAAUCAAAUACGUUCCAACCCCCGCUUCCGAAACUAAGCCAAUACCAAUCAAGAGAAGUAUAGAAAGGAAAUCGAAAACUCCUAAAAAAUACCAUUCCGACGUGGCAGCCGCUGCAAGUGAAAAAGACGAAGAAGAAGCUGAAGAAUCCGAAGAGCGUGACGAUGACGAAAGAAUGGACUCUUCGGAGAAAGACGAUCCAGAAGUAGAAGAAAGGCAGAAAUUGAAAAAGAAUCCAAACGAUCCCGAACCCCAGUUCGACAUGCACGAUGAAGAGGGACUAUUCAAAGAAGAAACUAGACCAGUUUAUAGUAAGGCUCUGGGAUAUUCGUUACCAAGAUUCAUGUUGGAACGAUCUGAACAUGAAGAAUCAUACGACGAAUUUGUAAGAGGACGCAAUAAGAACAGGGACUAAAUUAAUAUUGAAUUGUUAAUUUAAGUUUAAUAUACAUAAAAACAUACAUUUAUGCGGGAACAAAACUCGUCGUUAUUAUGUGAAAUCCUGUAAAAGUGAGUUAACACAAAUCGAAACUGAGACACUGAACGUUUUAGAUCUAACAAACCAAAACAAAAAGCAAAAACGUAUACUACAUCAGACAAUGAGACAAUUGACU
Agrilus planipennis (emerald ash borer) is the source of this 3025-nucleotide messenger RNA. RefSeq lists its product as uncharacterized. The record is from RefSeq and is a predicted model, not a curated record. The transcript is spliced from 3 exons. Bases 220 to 2826 code for a protein of 868 amino acids. Lineage: Eukaryota; Metazoa; Arthropoda; Insecta; Coleoptera; Buprestidae.